This is a messenger RNA of Fragaria vesca subsp. vesca, 843 nucleotides long. RefSeq lists its product as uncharacterized. The record is from RefSeq and is a predicted model, not a curated record. The coding region runs from base 1 to 843 and encodes 280 amino acids. The transcript is spliced from 3 exons. Lineage: Eukaryota; Viridiplantae; Streptophyta; Magnoliopsida; Rosales; Rosaceae.
AUGAAGAGCAGGAAAACCAUCUGCUUCUGUAUCCCUGCCUGGAAACCCAAAGAAGGGAAUGAUCAAGAGAUUGAAGAGAAGCACGAAGACGAAUCCCAUUCCAGCUCUCGUCGCCGGCGCGGCAAGAGAAGAGAAGAGGAGGGCAACACCGAUGCAGCUGGUGCUACUGCUGCCUCAAGCACUAGUGUCGGCGAUGCCGCUGUUGUUAUGCUUGCUGUAGUUUUGGCAGAGUAUGAUUCCUCUGAUCCACCAAGAGGGCGUGGUUCACGGCCUGGUCGUUCUCGGAAUGUCGAAAGACACAGGGAGUCACGUGGUCAAUGUCUUAUGGAGGAUUACUUCAUCGAACAUCCAAUCUUUGAGGAAGUAGACUUCCGGAGGAGGUAUAGAAUGCGAAGGUCAGUCUUUAAUCGUAUCAUGGAGAGCCUUUGCAACUACGACACGUUCUGGCAACAAAAACCUGAUUGCUCUGGCAAAAUGGAGUUCCUACCUCAGCAAAAAAUGACAGGUGCCUUACGUAUGCUUGCAUACGGUGCUGCUGCCAAUCAAUGUGCUGAAAUAACUAGAAUGGGGGAAUCCACCACGUUGGAAUGUUUGAAGAAAUUCUGCCAGCAAGUGGAAACUCUUUACUCCGAGUGGUACCUUCGCACUCUAACACUUGCAGACCUCCACCGGCUUCUUCAAAGAGUAGAUAAGCGUGGUUUUCCAGGCAUGAUUGGGAGCAUUGACUGUAUGCACUGGGAGUGGAAAAAUUGUCCGACUGGAUGGGCCGGAGCUUACACUGGUCGUAAAGGUCGCCCAACAAUUAUUCUUGAAGCGGUGGCGUCCUACGACACAUGGAUAUGA